Molecule: messenger RNA, 5208 nt
Organism: Acanthamoeba castellanii str. Neff
Lineage: Eukaryota; Discosea; Longamoebia; Acanthamoebidae
Product: Multisensor hybrid histidine kinase, putative
Exons: 29
Coding region: 1-5208 (1735 amino acids)
Biological process (GO): phosphorylation; phosphorelay signal transduction system
Molecular function (GO): phosphorelay sensor kinase activity
Source: RefSeq, a predicted model, not a curated record
AUGGUGCACCUGGCGAACGACGAUGAGAUGGACGCGCUCGACCAACUCACCGAAGCGCUGGUCGAGCCCGGCCUCCUGCACCACGCCUCCAAGCGGCUGCAGGGCCUCGUGCUGGCCUGCCUCCAGCAGGCCCUCCGCAUCCAUCGCCUCGACGAUGACGAUGACCACCGACCCAGCUCGUCGCCACCACCGCACCAGCCCCACGACAAGCCCGAAGAAGCCGGAAAGAGCCUGGUGGCGGGAUCCCCCACAGUGCACCGUGGUGCCUUGAGCGAAGUCGAGGCCGCACGCCAUACGGCCGAACAAAGUAAUCUGCCCACGAAAUGGCUCACGGCCGGCGGAGAGCUGUGCGCGCUGAUCAGGGAGAAGGAUUGGUCGUGCACGCCAUUCGGGCCGAUUGCGUCGUGGCCCCACACACUCAAGAUCGCCCUCACGGUCUGCCUCUUCUCCCGGUUCCCCUUUGUGAUCUUUUGGGGCCGCGACUACAGGAUGCUCUACAACGACACCUACCGACCCAUCAUGGGCGGCACAUAUAAGGAAUGCUGGCCUACCAUCUGGGAGGAGCAAAUGCAAUUGAUGGACGCCGUGGUGCAAACAAAGAGGGCCAACUGGGCAGAGAACGCCUACGCCCCGAUGGAUCGCAACGGCUACCUGGAGGAGUGCUACUUCACCUUCUCCUACACUCCGCUGUUUUUGAGCGAUAACACCGUCGGUGGUGUCUUCACCGCCUGCACUGAGAACACCAUGCGCGUUAUCGGCGAGCGGCAGCUCCGGACUCUCCGAGAUUUGGCUGCUCGCGGGACUGAAGCCCGGAGCGUGAGGGAUGCGGUGCGCAUCGUGGGUGAAAUCGUGACGACUACCGGCAAGUAUGACAUUGCAUUCAGCAACAUCUACACGCUUGACGCGAAGGGGAGACGAGCAGUGCUGGCCGAGACUGCCGGUGACUUGACAAAAGGCUCCCUGCUGUGCCCCGAACUCGUCACGCUCUCCCGCGACUUAUCAUCACAGGACAGUGAGGACAGCAAGAGCGACGACGACACGGAAGAGCAGGGCGGUGUCUGGUGUCCCAUCUUCAACGAUGUCAUUGAGAGCAAGGAGCCGCAGCUGGUGAGCCUCGCCCCGUUCGGAAGCGCCGUGCCGCCCUGCAGCGCAUGGGGGCACACCGACGAUGAUCGCACCAGGUCGUGCUUGGUCUUGCCCAUGACCUCGCACACGGGUUCCGACAAGGUAGUGGGCGUGCUGGUGGCCGGCGUCAAUCCGCGCCAUGAGCUCGACGACAACUAUCGCAUAUUCUUUAAUCUCUUUGCCAACAACGUGUCGUCAAUCAUCAUGAACGCCACCGCACGCGAGGAGGAACGCCAACGCGCCGAGGCGCUCGCGGAGUUGGAUCGGGUCAAGACGACGUUCUUCUCCAACAUCUCACACGAGUUCCGCACACCGCUCACCCUCAUGCUCGGCCCGCUCGAGGACCUCCUCGACCAGGCCGAGCUGCAGGUCGAGAAGGAGCAGCUCACGCUCAUCCAUCGCAACGCACUACGGCUCUACAAGCUGGUCAACUCGCUGCUCGACUUCUCACGCCUCGAGGACGGCCGAGCGCGGGCCAACUUCGAGGCGGUGUCGUUGGGGCGGUUGACGCAGGACCUCGCCUCCAUCUUCCGUUCGGCCACCGAACGCACUAAGCGAUGCGAUCGGGAGCGCAGAGCGAAUGUGGAUCUGGUGGUGGAGUGCGAGGAGGAGCUGGAGCAGCCGGUGUACGUGGACAAGGACAUGUGGGAAAAGAUUGUGCUCAACCUGCUCUCCAACGCGCUCAAGUUCACCAUGCACGGCCAGAUCCGGGUCAGCGUAAAGACCGUGACAAGGGAGGACGAGGCCGAGCUGAUGGUGGCCGAUACGGGCAUCGGCAUCCCAGCUGAGGAGCUGCUCCUGCUGGGCAAGCGCUUCCACCGCGUGCAAACGCCCGGCGGCCGGUCGCACGAGGGCACCGGCAUCGGGCUGGCGUUGGUGUACGAGCUGGUCCGGUUGCACGGCGGUACGGUCGAAGUCACCAGCCAGCUCGGCUUCGGGUCCGCAUUCCGUGUGCGCAUACCGUUCGGGACGGAUCACCUGCCCAGCCAGGAGGUGGUGCACCUCGCACGGCCUCUGUCGCUGGCCGGCUCCUCUUCUUCGGCUCCCGCGGGCGUACGGGGCGUCCAGUCCCUGGACUGCGCCGCCGAGCCCGCUGAAGCGGCCGCCGCCGCCGACCAUGAGGCAUAUGCGAGCACGCUGGCCGACGCGCGCAACUACUCGAAGACCGCGUCGUGGUGGCUGCCCUCGAUCGCCGUCGUCACUUCGCCAUCGGCUUCGGGGCUGGCGAAGGGCACUUCGUCCGGCUCGUUGUCUCCCACAUCGAGCAGCUCGCCGGACAUGCCCUCGUCGCCGCGUCAGCGCACCGCGGCCUCGUUCAGUGUGCUGUCGGCCUCCUCCUCACCACCGUCAUCGUUGCCAUCGGCGCCGUCGUCAGACGAGAAGAAGCCGCGCCGAAGGAAAAAGAGGAGAGCGAGCGGAGAGAGCACCAAGGCCAGGAUUCUGCUGGCCGACGACAACUUCGACAUGCGCGAGUACGUCGCGCGCCUGCUCAGCGCCAAAUACGAAGUCAUCAGCGUCUCCAACGGACUGGAAGCGGCGAGCGUGCUGCGGUCGAAUCCGCAGGGGGUGGACCUGGUGCUGACGGACGUGAUGAUGCCCUUCCUCGACGGGUUCGGCCUCCUCAAGGAGAUUCGGUCGCGCGACGCGACCCAGACGCUGCCGGUGAUCAUGCUGUCGGCGCGGGCCGGCGAGGAGGCCAGCGCCGAGGGUCUGGCCGAGGGCGCCGACGACUACCUGACCAAGCCCUUCACAGCGCGCGAGCUGCUGUCGCGCGUGGCCUCACACCUCAACAUGUCGCGCAUGCGCAACGACGCCGCGCGCACCGAACUGGCCCUGCGCGUUAAGGUAGAUGAAGGCAAGGAGAGGCUGGAGCGUAUUCUGGCGGCCAUUCAGGACGCCUUCAUGUCGCUCGAUGCGCGACAGCGAUACUCGUUCGUAAACACCAACGCCGCUAACCUGCUCGGCGCCAAGAAAGAAGACAUGAUCGGACACAACGUGUGGCGCUUCAUGGUCGAUACUGAAGAUGGGGUCGUGGCCCGCAACCUGGAACGGGCCAUGAACGACAAGGUCGACGUCGUGUUCGACUUCUACUACUCUGUCCACGACCGCUGUCGCUUGCCGGCCUCCACCUUGGCCGCCAAGGCCGCGCUACAGUAUGAGAGCCGAAUGUUUCCGGGGGCCGGCGGCGGGGUAUCCAUCUUCACGAUCGACGUCACCGCUCGAAAGAAGGCCGAGCACCGCCUGGCGCUCCUGUCCCAGGUGGGACAGCUGCUGGCGGCCAGCGUGGAGACUCAUCUGUCGUCGCUGCUGGAAGCGGCGGUCAAGAUCGUGGAGGGGUCGGUGGUGGCCGACUGGAGUAUUGUGGACGUGGUGGCCGAGAACGGCCAGCUCGAGCGCAUUGCCACCCCGCACUCACCCACCCACCUCUGGCAGCUCCACAAGCUCGGCAACGACCCGCUAGGUGACGACGAAGAGGCCGAUCGGUACUAUCGAGUGGUGCGGCUGAGCAACGGCGAGCGGGUGGGCAUCGAGUGCGGCCUCGCGACUUCGCCGGCCCGAGGGGAGAAUUUCGUGAUGCACCUGCUGCAGGGCCACGGCCGCAUCUACGGCUUGUGGGUGUUUGCGCGCGAGUCGUUCGCUCACAGCGACGAUCUGGACAAGGACAAAGCGGUCUGCGCGGAGAUAGCGCAACGCGCGGGGAUGGCCAUCGACAACGCGCGGCUCUAUCGCGAGGCCGACAGCGCCAACCAGGCCAAGGACCACUUCCUCGCCGCCCUCUCGCACGAGCUGCGCACGCCGCUCACUCCCGCAUUGCUCCUCUCCGAGGCCCUCCUUGGCGAGAUGCUGCCCCAGGAUGUGGAGGACAACGUGCGGCUCAUCCACGAGUCGGUGAUGCUCGAGGUGCAGCUCAUCGACGAUCUGCUCGAUCUCACCAAGAUCUCGCGGAACAAGCUCAAGCUCAACCUGCGGCCGAUAACGCUGCACGAGAUCUUGAGCCGCACGGUGCAGAUCGUGGCGCACGACAUCAGCGCCAAGAAGCUCGUCGUUACGCGCGAUUUCCAGGCCACCAACGACCGCCUCGUCGGCGACCCCGCUCGGCUGCAGCAGGUGGCGUGGAACUUAGUUAAGAACGCGAUCAAGUUCACGCCCGAGGGCGGCGCCAUCACCAUCCGCACCUCCAACUACGUCCUCGACCGUCCAGUCGCGGCACCAGACCUCGAGCAGUCAGGGCAGGCUGCCGACCGCGAGGACCCGGCGGAGGACCAGUCACCGCCGCCCGGCGAGAGCCCGUCAUCGCUACAGCCGCCUCCGCAGGCGAUGGAGCGGGUGGAGAUGCUGCGGGUGGAGAUCAUCGAUACGGGCAUCGGCAUCGAGAGCCACGUCAUCCCGCACCUGUUCCGGGCCUUCGAGCAGGGCGACGCCUCCAUCACCGUGCGCUUCGGCGGCCUCGGCCUCGGCCUCGCCAUCUCCCGAUCGUUCGUGGAGAUGCAUCGGGGAGAGUUGACGGCGUCGAGCGAGGGCAAGAACAAGGGCGCCACGUUUGCGGUGCACCUGCCAACCGACGCGCCGGCCACGGCCAUCGCCGCCCUCGACAUGCAGCCGCCGCACCAACACCCACCCGCCCCGGCCCCGGCCAUGCCCGGCCCUCACACGCCGGCCUUGACUGUGGCGACGGCCUCUCAAGCGCUGCCGCCACCACCACGAACCGGGCCACUCAAGGUGUUGCUGGUGGAGGACAACAAGAGCACGCUCAUGAUCAUGUCGCGUCUCCUGCGCCAGAAGCUGGGCUUCGCAGUCGUCGUGGCCUCGUCGGUGGCCGACGCGCUGCGCGUGGCGGCCGAGGAGAAGGCCAGCGACGAGGGCCAGGUGGACGUCGUGGUGAGCGACAUCGGGCUGCCCGACGGGUCGGGCCUCGAGCUCAUGGCCGCCCUCAAGGCCACUUACCACCUCCCGGGGAUCGCGCUGUCGGGAUACGGGUCGGAGGAGGACGUGGAGCGGAGCCGGGAGGCGGUGACGACAUCCACCUCACCAAGCCCGUCCAGUUCGCCGCCCUCUCCGCCACCAUCCAUCAACUCGCCAUGA